Durusdinium trenchii is the source of this 739-nucleotide messenger RNA. The record is from the annotation of a GenBank genome assembly. Lineage: Eukaryota; Dinophyceae; Suessiales; Symbiodiniaceae.
GCUUGCCAUCCGUUCCUGCUUUGAUGUACCGGGACGACAUCGUUGGGAUGAUGCUGAAGGAGGCACAGGACCCAGGCUGCUGAGCAAGCUGCUGGGCUCACCGAACGUCUCCGCCAUGGUUCAUGUGUUGUCAUGCAAAGAUUUUCAGCGAGGCAUCCAGGCAGAUGCUGCUCACGAGCACUGCGGACACAUAUCAGAUGGCAGAGGACAGCGUGGCAUACAUUGGAGCACGACUUCACACACGGCUUUUGUCGGUGCUGCUCUUCGUGCAGAUGCUUUCUACUUCAUGCAUCCAGAACUGAAGGGCCGGCCCCUGUUCAGGAAGGCCGUGCAUGAGGUAGCUGCUGAAAGCGCUCGUGUGCCAUGUGCACGGCGAAGUGCCAGUCAGGUGUCUGAGCUCCUGGCUGCCUGUGUACGAGGGGCUGGAUUGGACAUGGCUGAGCUUGGGGGUCCAGGGGCACAAACCACUAGUGAGCCAUUUGAUCUUGCUGAGAAGCUUCUGCAAGAAGCGGUGGAGGUUCGCCCGGAGGCUUCUGAUUUGCGCUACCUUCUUGGCAGCGCUUUGCAUUCUUCUGGCCGCCGGUCGGAGGCAAUUGUCCAGUACUGCCUAGCCAUGCUGUAUGACGCUGAGAUGGCCCGCAUGAGCGAUGCAAAAGCCUUUGCGGAGCUAGGCAGAGUGGCUUAUGCUGCUGCGCCACCGUCGACCACAGCUGCCUCAGGUCCGCUUCUCGAGUUUUGA